UCUGCACAGUGUAAGUCCGAGUCACAGCCGCCUGGAAGGAACAUACUUGGUUAAAUUCAUCUCCGGUAAAUCCCCCAUUGUGCAAGCUGUAGUGACGGCAUCAACGAAAAAGUCAUGCCACUUUUUUCGUCCUCCUAUUUGCCAUGCUCCCUUCACUGCCACCAGCUGUCACACCGGGCCAGCGUUAGACGGCUGGCGGGCACUUCUGGUGGCAAGCAUUUAUAUCAUUAUCCCCCAUCGAUGCAUGUUCCUUUGAAUCACUUAUUUGUUUCCCAACUUCCUAAUCAACGUUUCCAAUUUACUCAAAUUAAAACACCCUACAACUAAACCAACUCCAAAUAACCAACCUCAUCAUGGGAUCCGGCUGCUGCUCCAAGGACGGAUCCGGCGGCGAUCAGGUCAACCCUACCGAUCAUGGCCAUGAUCACAGCACCCCAAAACAAGGCCAUGAUCAUGGAGAGGCCCAAGAGACUACUCAUAUACACUGUGACGGCGAUGCUCCCUGCGACGAACAAAGCCAAAUCUGCAUGGAUACGGAAUGCUGCGACAGUGACGACAGUUGCAGCGAAUCCGCCACACUUGCAUGCUGCGACUCCAACGACGAACGCUGCGACGAAAAGUGUAUCAUUGCAGCUGCUGCUAUUGAAUGCGAAAAGGCCUGCGAAAGCAGCUCUGAGAAUGGCAACUCGUCCCACGACCACCAACACGACGACCACGGCCACCAUCUCAACACUGCUUGCAGCACACACUUGACGAGAGCAUUCGACCAGUACACUGCGUAUCUCGAACAGGCUCGCUGUAUCUGCCGAGGCAUCUUGGAACGCGGAUGGGCUAAAAGCUGCUGCGACAAGCAAGCCAAAACUAGCGAGGCUACCACGACGACCCAGCAUCAUGGUAAAUCCACUGGGCGAUCGGCCAAGGGUUCCCACCAUCACCACCAGGUUAGGCGCCGUGGAAAGAAGGUUGAAUCCCACCACCAGGACGAGAAAGACGAUGGUUGUACCACUACCCAGGUUGAGAUUGCCGCUCCUGCGUAUAACGCAGAAUACGGAGGAGAUCUCGAAAAGGCAGCCAACUUGGAGCAUCUUGUUCUGCACGUUGAGGGCAUGACCUGUUCUGGCUGCGGAAACAAGAUGGAAAAGACGCUUAAGAGUCUCCCAGGUGUUUCUGCAGUCCGAGUCAAUUUCGUCAUGGGCAGUGCGGAGUGCAACUACGACGGUGCUAUGACGACAGCCGAAGACAUCAUUCGUGCUUCUGAGCGCGGCACUGGUUUUAAAUGCACGACGCUCACUAGUGACGAUCAAACGCUUGACAUUUUGGCCUCAGGAAACGAUGCAAAAGCUCUCUUGGACCUCACUUACGAUGGCAUCACUCAGGUCGUUAUUCUUAACAAGAAAACGGUUCGAAUAAGCUAUGACCCGACCAUUGUGGGCGCUCGAACGCUACUUGCGCGCAUCAAACCACUUUCAGAGGGACUUGCACCUCCACGAGACGACCCGUCUAUUUCCAGCGGCAGAAAACGGUUGUACGACCAGCUUAUCAAGACAGUCGUCUCUGCCAUUCUGACCAUCCCGGUUGUGGUGCUGGCCUGGGGCGAUACGCUUAUUGAUGAGACUACACGCGCUUAUAUUUCAAUCGUGUUGGCUACCCUCGUCCAACUCAUCGCUAUUCCCGAUUUCUACCGUCCUGCCAUCUCUGCUCUCGUGCAUACUCGUACCAUUGAGAUGGACAUGUUGGUCGUCAUCAGCAUCACGGCGGCGUACGUGUAUUCUAUCGUUGCCUUUGGCUUCCGUAUGGCUGGAAGGCCGCUGGAAACGUCGGAGUUUUUCGAAACCAGCACGCUCCUCAUCACUCUCGUCAUCUUGGGUCGUCUAGUUGCUGCUUUUGCAAGAGUGCGAGCUGUCGCUGCAGUGUCACUUCGAUCUCUGCAAUCUGCUACUGCCACGAUUGUUGAAGAUGGGAAAGACACCGAGAUGGACGCCAGGUUACUGCAGUACGGCGACAAAUUCAAGGUUGGGCCUCAUUCCGUGGUGCCAACUGAUGGUAUCGUCAUCACUGGCUCUAGCGAGGUUGACGAGUCUAUGCUUACGGGAGAAAGUGUGCCAGUGUUCAAGAAGAAUGGUGACUCCGUCAUUGCUGGCACAAUCAACGGCUCGGGCACGCUAGUUGCUCGGUUGACGCGACUCCCAGGUAAAAACACCGUUACUGACAUUGCUCAGUUGGUUGAGGAGGCAGCAAACUCGAAGCCAAAGUUGCAAGACAUUGCGGAUCGCGUCGCGAGUUGGUUCGUCCCCAUUGUUACUGCCGUGGCCGUCGUGGUGAUCAUUGUUUGGCUUGCAGUUGGCAUCAAAGUCAGACACUACAACACUGGUCAGGCAGUGUCCAACGCCAUCACCUAUGCCGUCGCUACUUUGGCAGUUUCUUGCCCCUGCGCUCUUGGUCUUGCUGUCCCCAUGGUUUUAGUGGUUGCUGGUGGCAUCGCAGCACGCAACGGCGUCAUCAUCAAGUCGGCCGACUGCACUGAACGAUCUCGCAAGGUUACCGACAUUGUUUUUGACAAAACCGGAACCAUCACUGAAGGCGAACUCGACGUUGUGGACCAGGAGUAUUUUCUUCCCGAUGACAAUGAGGCACAAGCAAUCACCAAGGCCCUCGUUGCUGGAAACAAGCAUCCCGUCUCGCUAGCCGUUGCCAAGCAUGUCCAGAACUGCCCAUCUACGGCCAUCAUUGAAGAUGUCCAUGUCAUUCCAGGUUCCGGUGUUGAAGCAGCAGUGUUUGGAUCUAAGCUCCGCGCCGGUCAUCCCAAGUGGACUGGAACAGAAAGCCACCAUUCGGUUCAGCGACUCCUUUCUCAAGGUAUGACAAUUCUGGCUAUCACCCGGGAUGACCGACCAAUUGCCAUUUAUGGUUUGCGCACUCGCCUGAGAGCUGAGGCGAAGAAGGUUAUUUCCCAACUUUCUCGCCGCAAGAUCAACCUGCACAUCGUUUCCGGCGAUCAGAGACAGGCUGUCGAGAGCGUUGCUGGCCAAGUUGGAAUUUCAAGCUUUGCAGCUCAAUGCACUCCAUCGGAGAAGCGUGACUACGUUGCAGGUCUCAUGGCUGAGGGCAAGAAUGUCAUGUUUGUUGGCGAUGGAACAAAUGACGCCGUGGCUGUUACGCAAGCCGACGUCGGGGUCCAAAUUGCCAGCGUCUUGUCUGCCAGUGAUGUCACCCGCGGUGCUGCCGACGUGGUUCUUCUCAAUGGUUUGGAGGGUAUUCCAUUCCUUUUGGAGAUUAGCCGGGUCAGCUUCCGUCGCAUGGCCUUCAACUUUGGCUGGUCUGCUGUGUACAAUGUGCUGGCUAUUCUGCUCGCAUCUGGUGCAUUCGUUAAUGUACGUAUUCCACCUGCGUAUGCUGGCUUGGGCGAAAUUGUUAGCGUUUUGCCUGUUAUCUUUGCUGCUUCGACGAUGCUUUUCACCAAGAUCAAGAUUGACGCCUAAGGACUUGCUGCGGAUGGCUUCAUUCCCGACGAAGCUAGCGAGCUACGGAUUCGGUAUUUGAAUUUUCAAUAUAUGCAGAUAGCUGUUCUCGUAAUCAAUUGAGUAUCUUCAACGC
[Torrubiella] hemipterigena is the source of this 3594-nucleotide messenger RNA. Lineage: Eukaryota; Fungi; Ascomycota; Sordariomycetes; Hypocreales; Clavicipitaceae. The record is from the annotation of a GenBank genome assembly.